UAAACCGUUGAGAAUUCAAAGUUUGCUUCACCGCUGAUUCUGCCCAAACCUUCAGUCAUGGGAAAAGAGUAUGAUAAAAUCCAUUUUGUUGAGACUCCCAUAUUAAGCAUUGAAGAAAAUGGUGUGCGACAAGUGGAAACACAGAAAGAUCGGGUGCCUGAAGAAAUACCUAGAGAAAAAAAUAAUCACAUCGAUGACAUCAAAAAAAGGAGAUCGAGUCUUCGAAGAAGCAUAAACUGUGGUUCAGGAGCAUCCUUCCGAGCUGCUUGUGCUGCGGUAGACCCAUCAUUGCCUCCCGCAGACAAGAAACGUAAAAUCACCGAACUGUCUCUGAAUCAAACACUUAUGGAAAUGAAGCUUAAUGCCCUAGAAAAAGAGCAGGAUGCUGUGACUGCAUUUUCAGAAAGCCUUCGAAAUAAGAUGGAGGAAAUUCUUCAUCAAGUUCAAAGUUCUGCCGGAGAUGAGCUACCUGCCCAUAAACAAGAGACACAAGCAAGAACAGCCAUAAAAAAGAUGAAAGAAGAAAAAGUCUUAUGGAAUGAUGAAUUUAAGAACAGAAGAGAAGCCUACUUAGAGGCUAGAAACAAGUUAAAAGAUGUUUUGAAGGGAAAACUCUACAUUGAGACAGCUCGAUUGAAGUCCGAAGAUGUGAAGUUUCUUAAUAGCUUGCCAGAUUUCACUGCUAUCAACAACAAAAUUGUUUCAUAUAAAAACCGCCACUAUAUUGGCCUAGUGCAAUUGGAGAAGAAUUCUCAGCGAAUACAUCGCUCAUUAGCAAUACUAGGGCGUCAACUUGACGAGGCUCAACAUGUGAUAAUCCCAACUUUUAAAUGGACAUAAUCUACUCCUUUCCCUCUUUGUCUAGAUAUGCAGCCUGUAAAAAUCUUUCCGCACACUUGUCUGCCUUUGACUUCACAUUUCAAACAACAUUUAUUAAACAAACAAUUGAAAUAUAAAAAUUUCUCGUUUAACGGAUGAGGCUGGCUUUCUUGCUCACGUAUGACAUGUGGUGAAGGUAUUCUUGGCGGUAAAGUCCCCCCCGGAUUUCUAAUAUGAAUUUUAACUUUGCCACAAUUUGUUCAAUAAUCUUAAUGUCACACUCUAUUCGCAAACGCCUCCAUUUUCUCUUGUCUGUGUCGUAAUACAUAAUAGCCACUGA
Molecule: messenger RNA, 1159 nt
Organism: Daphnia carinata
Lineage: Eukaryota; Metazoa; Arthropoda; Branchiopoda; Diplostraca; Daphniidae
Exons: 2
Coding region: 58-840 (260 amino acids)
Source: RefSeq, a predicted model, not a curated record